AUGGAAAACCCAUUCCUCGCCUUUCAGCAGUACUUGUCCGGGGUUUCCGGCCUCGAUCUGGAAAGUACAAAAAUCCUCACAUGUCUCGUGGUGUCAUUUCCAGCAAGUGCAAUCUUCAAAAGACUCCCGGAUAAGAACAUCUUAUUGAAAAAUGUAUACAUUGUGGCGGUGAGUGCCAUUUUUAUCGCCUUCAUCCUCCAGAUCAGAUCCGGAUUCUUCAUCCUCUUGUUUAAUUCGAUGUUCACUUACGUCAUCACGCGCUACUACCGGUCUCCGUUGAUGCCCUGGGUAAACUUUAUAGUGUUGAUGCUUCUCAUGUGUAUGAGCCACUUGAAAUCGCAAUUCCAGCGGCUCAACCCCGACAAGGUCGAUAUCGACAUUACUGGUGCACAGAUGGUCUUGGUCAUGAAGCUCACAAGCUAUGCAUGGUCAUAUCGGGAUGGUAUCUUGUACAAAAAGGACCGAAACAGAUUCAACAGGGAGCUGAAUCAGUUCCAGAAGUCACGUGCCAUACUUUCGCAGCCUUCCUUGAUUUCCUACUUGGGAUACUCCUUCUUCUACGGCUCCAUUGUUACUGGUCCAUCGUUUGACUUUGCCGAUUACCACAGAUUUAUAUUGACGGACGUGUUUGACGACGUUCCGGCGGAAAAACGGCCUGGAAAACGAAGAAAGCGGAAAAUUCCGCACAGUGGCAAAGUUGCACUGCUAAAAGUGGUUCAGGGGCUUUUCUGGGCAGCACUAAUGUUUGUUCUGAGGCCGAGAUUCCCCACUGAGUACGAGGUGACAGGUGAAUUUCGCCAUGAACGUUCAUUUUUGUACAGAAUAUGCUACAUGUGGGUUGUUAGCUUUGUGUUCAGGUUGAAGUACUAUGCAGCAUGGACGAUUAGCGAGGCAUCGUGCAUUGUUGCAGGUCUUGGAUACAAUGGAUAUGACCCCGUGAAGAAGAAGAUGUACUGGAAUAGAGUGCAAAAUAUCGACCCGAAGGCUUUUGAAACGGGCCAAAAUAUCCACGACUGCUUAGAGGCUUGGAAUAUGAACACAAACAAGUGGUUAAAGAACUUCGUCUACUUAAGAUGCUGUAACAUUGAUCGUGAAACCGGCAAACCUAGCCGGGGUGUUCUCCCCACUUUUGCAACGUUUGCAACUUCAGCAUUUUGGCAUGGAACUAUGCCAGGUUACUACAUGACAUUUAUAGCUGGAGCCAUCAUUCAAACUGUUGGCCGUGUCUUCCGCCACAACUUGAGGCCGAUGUUUAUUUCCAAAGAUGGUAGCAACGUGUCUACUUUCAAGAAAUUUUAUGAUUUGGUCUGCUGGGUAGUGACACAACUCAGUUUUGGCUACAUAGUGGGCCCCUUCCUCUUUCUGACCUUUAAGCGCUCGAUGCUUCUUUGGGCAGGCGUCUAUUUCUGGGUUCACGUUGGAUCGUUUACGGUUUUCUUCAUAUUCAACGGUCCAUAUGCAAAGCAGGUCAAGAUAUUCUUCCAGAAUCGUGCUUUACGCUCAACUGCACUACAGGAACCAGACCACGGCACAGAGAAGACCGAAUUGGAGGCAGAGAAGUCGGAAAAGGCCAAGGAUGACAUCCUUACACACUCAAACCAGAGCCUGGCAUCCUUGCCAACAUUUGACAAGCAAUCGGAGCUCCAUGACAGUGUUGGAGUUCUGGAUGUCGACAUGGAAAGUAAUAUUGACAGGAUAAAUGAAGAGUUCCAGGAGUGGAAAAGAGAGGCCACCAAGGGAAAGAAGGCGCAGCAGUUGACGAAUGAGGAGAUUGAGCAUCUUAAGGAGGGCUUGACGAAGCUUCAGGGUGAUUUGAACGAUUACAUUGGUUCAUUAGACACACUGAGCGAUUCGAAAAAGAAGAACGAUUGA
Messenger RNA from Brettanomyces bruxellensis, 1872 nucleotides. RefSeq lists its product as uncharacterized. Gene Ontology annotation, molecular function: 1-acylglycerophosphocholine O-acyltransferase activity; 1-acylglycerol-3-phosphate O-acyltransferase activity. Gene Ontology annotation, biological process: lipid modification; glycerophospholipid biosynthetic process. Bases 1 to 1872 code for a protein of 623 amino acids. NCBI's taxonomy places the organism in Eukaryota, Fungi, Ascomycota, Pichiomycetes, Pichiales, Pichiaceae. The record is from RefSeq and is a predicted model, not a curated record. The transcript has a single exon. Gene Ontology annotation, cellular component: endoplasmic reticulum; membrane.